AUGGCGUCGGUAGUGAAUGUGUACGCGACGUCGGCGACGACGGAAAAUCUGUCACGACAUGAGAUGCUGAUGUGGGUGAACGACUGCCUACAAAGUAACUUUACGAAGAUUGAACAGUUACACACAGGAGCAGGAUAUUGUUUUCAGUUCACGGAUUUCCUUUUCCCUGGGUCGAUUCCGCUGAAAAAAGUAAAAUGGAACUCGAUCCUUGAACUGGAUUGGCUAGGAAAUUGGAAGAUUGUCCAGACCUCGUGGAAGAGCCUCGGCGUUGAGAAGGUUGUUCCGGUGGACAAGCUUAUAAAAGGGAAAUUUCAGGACAAUUUCGAAUUUCUACAAUGGUUCAAAAAAUUCUUUGAUGCGAACUACGACGGUCACGAAUAUAAUCCAAUAGAAGCGCGUGGUGGGGAACCUCUCCCUGCAGACCCUCCAGGAGGGAAAACUCCGGCUCAUGGAGGUACUCGAAUGCAGAUGCCGACCCGUACGGGUGUUUCAACUCCUGCUCCAGCAGCGAGUCGUCCCGCCACCACGGCGCCUUCGCUAGAUGCGAUGCAGUUGAAACAACUCAAAGAGGAAUUAACCCGUCAAUUAGGCGAAAGCGAUGCUGUGUUAAAUAGCUUGGAAAAGGAACGCGACUUCUACUUCAACAAGCUGCGACAAAUUGAGGUUGUCUGUCAAGAUAAUGAAUCGAUUGGUACCGUAGAAGUGUCUCGAAUUCUAGAAAUUCUCUAUGAAACAGAGGAAGGUUUCGCUGCACCCGAUGAAGAUGAAGAGCAGCAGUAA
Messenger RNA from Haemonchus placei, 780 nucleotides. The record is from the annotation of a GenBank genome assembly. NCBI's taxonomy places the organism in Eukaryota, Metazoa, Nematoda, Chromadorea, Rhabditida, Trichostrongylidae.